CCACAAUGGAAAAUAAUACUACAUCACGAUAAAUCGAAUUACAAUAGAGAAACAAGAACGCAUAUAUUUCGUGUAAAUACUACAAUACCGACUUCUUACUUACGUUUGAAUACAACGACAUCUAGCGUCGUAGCCUUCACAAUGAGUUUCACUUUACGCCCGCUAGAUGUCAGCACUGGCGUGGUGUAUGCGCUUCUGUUGCUGUGUGGAUUGUAUGUGCUUAUAAUUUUUGAGAUAAUUAACAGAACGAUGGCAGCUCUGCUAAUAUCAACUACAUCGCUCGCGGCGUUAUCCCUAGUGGGGGAAAGACCCACAUUGCCAGAUAUAAUAUCGUGGCUUGACGUGGAGACACUUCUCUUAUUGUUCAGUAUGAUGAUACUAGUGGCUAUAAUGGCGGAAACUGGGGUUUUUGACUACUUGGCUGUUUUCGCUUUUGAGAUAACAAAAGGGAAAUUGUGGCCACUUAUCUAUUUAUUAUGCAUUAUAACUGCAGUAAUGUCAACGUUUUUGGAUAAUGUUACCACCGUGCUAUUAAUGUCGCCAGUUACUAUAAGGUUAUGCGAAGUGAUGGAUCUAGACCCAGUGCCGAUACUAAUGUUUAUGGCCAUAUACAGCAACAUCGGUGGUACCGCCACCCCCGUGGGGGACCCUCCCAAUGUCAUUGUGGCCUCUAAUCAAGCUGUUAUCAACUCUGGCAUAAAUUUUGUAAAUUUCACCGCGCACAUGGCGUUCGGGAUAAUAUUUAUUGUUAUACAGACGUCUUUGCAUAUAAGGAUUAUGUACAGAGAUGUAAAUAAAUUACGAAUGAAAGUGCCUAGAGAGAUUCAGGAAUUGCGUCAUCAAAUUUCAAUAUGGCGGAGGGCGGCAGAUUCCCUGCCGCAUCUGAGUAAUGGAGUUAACAUUGUCAGAGAGCGUUUGGAAAGGAAAAUAACGAAAUUGAAUAAGCAAUUACACGCCACGGUGAAGGAGAGAAAUAAGAGAGCCUGUCCCAAAGAUACUUUUAAAAGCACUCUGGUGGAAUUGAAAGCUAAGUAUAAAAUUCGCGACAGAAGCCUCCUCGUAAAGUCAACCAUCGCUAUUGUGUUUGCCGUUACAGUUUUCUUUCUACACUCCUUACCGGAAUUGAACCGAGUGUCGUUGGGCUGGACAGCUCUCCUGGGAGCCCUAUUGCUCCUGACUCUAGCUGAUAGGGACGACUUGGAACCGAUCUUGCAUCGUGUGGAGUGGUCGACCCUGCUGUUCUUUGCGGCUCUGUUUGUGCUUAUGGAGGCUUUAUCAAAAUUAGGUUUGAUUCUCUACAUCGGUGGACUGAUGGAACAACUUAUAUUGAAAGUGGACGAAAGUUCACGUUUGGCUGUCGCUAUCAUGCUGACUUUAUGGGUGUCAGGUACGAUAUCAGCGUUCGUGGACAACAUCCCGCUGACCACUAUGAUGGUGAGGGUAGUUGUCGCUAUUGGGAAUAACCCCAAUUUGAAUCUGCCAAUGGCGCCCUUGAUUUGGGCGUUGCUGUAUGGAGCGUGUUUGGGUGGCAAUGGCACUUUAAUUGGUGCGAGUGCGAAUGUAGUGUGCGCAGGAGUCGCGGAACAACACGGAUAUAAGUUCACAUUCGUUAAAUUCUUCAAAGUCGGCUUUCCGAUUAUGGUCGGCCAUCUUGUGGUAUCUUCUGUGUAUCUUUUGGUGUGUCAUUGUGUUUUUGAAUGGCAUUGAUGAGUGAUAUGUUAAAAUAUUGGAUUAACGAAGGAGUUCCGUAGCUUUUUUCCUUAUCUUUGUGAGGAAAACAGACUUCUCUUAUUUCCCUUUCCUUUAUACCCCUUGUCUCUUAUCCUAUACUUAUUCGGCAUUCGUGGAGGCGUAAUGUCUACAAACGACCUUACGCCUCUCCAAAUGUUAAUGGGCGGUUGUAGCGCUUACUAUCAGGCGUCCCACCAGCUCCAUUGCCGACUGUAACACAAAAGUAGCAAAAUUAUUAGCGUGAUUUAUCAAGGAUGUGUUUAUGUGAUUGAAUAUCA
Zerene cesonia (dogface butterfly) is the source of this 2009-nucleotide messenger RNA. Its product is annotated as P protein-like. Lineage: Eukaryota; Metazoa; Arthropoda; Insecta; Lepidoptera; Pieridae. Gene Ontology annotation, cellular component: membrane. The transcript has 11 exons. The record is from RefSeq and is a predicted model, not a curated record. The coding region runs from base 142 to 1707 and encodes 521 amino acids. Gene Ontology annotation, biological process: transmembrane transport.